Molecule: messenger RNA, 528 nt
Organism: Rotaria sp. Silwood1
Lineage: Eukaryota; Metazoa; Rotifera; Eurotatoria; Philodinida; Philodinidae
Source: the annotation of a GenBank genome assembly
AUGGAACAAUUGAAUUCAACAAUGUCUUCAUUGUCGAAUGCAAAUUUGAUUACAACAAUAAAUUAUGCCACACUUCAAAUUAUUCGUUACUUUUCAAUUUUUAUCUUUCUUUUUGGUUCCAUUGGAAAUAUUCUUAAUGUUUUGGUUUUAUCUCAAUCAUCAUUUCGUUCCAAUCCAUGUGCUAUACUUUUUCUAUUCUCAUCAGUGGUUAAUUUUAUUGCUAUCCUUUCUGGUCUUCUUUCUCGAAUAUUGUCUGGUUGGGGAGCUGAUCUAACAGCAACAACUCGAUUUUUUUGUAAACUUCGUGGUUUUGUUGUGAAUAUUGCAAGACCAGUAGCAAUUUGGUAUAUACUUUUUGCUAUAAUUGAUCGAUGGCUUUUAUCAAGUGUAAAGUUACAGCAUCGACAAAUGAGCUCAUUGAAAAAUGCUAAGCGUGCUAUGAUUAUCAGUCUUAUUGUAGCUAGUUUAGUUUUUUCACAUGUUAUCUAUUGUCAUGAGCCAAAUCUUAUAAAUGCUCCACAGAAAUGU